Closterium sp. NIES-65 is the source of this 2505-nucleotide messenger RNA. Lineage: Eukaryota; Viridiplantae; Streptophyta; Zygnematophyceae; Desmidiales; Closteriaceae. The record is from the annotation of a GenBank genome assembly.
AUGUACAGCGGAAGUAGAAAACACCAGCACGAGCACAAGCAACGAACGGAGGAGGAUGAGGAGGAGGAGGAGGAGGAGGAGGAGGAGGAGGAGGAGGAGGAGGAGGAGGAGGAGGAGGAGGAGGAGGAGGAGGAGGAGGAGGAGGUGGUGGAGAAGGAGGAGGAGGAGGAGGAGGAGGAGGAGGAGCAGGAGGAGCAAGAGGAGGAGGAGGAGGAGGAGGAGGAGGAGGAGGAGGAGGAGGAGGAGGAGGAGGAGGAGGAGGAGGAGGAGGAGGAGGAGGAGAACGAGGAGGAGAAUUUCAAGGAGGAGCAGGACGAGGAGGAGAAGGAAGGGGACAAGGAGGAGCAAGACGAGGAGGAAGAGGACGAGGAGAACGAUGAGGAACCCAUAUACCUCGCUCAUUGCACCAAGUCCCUCAUUCCAACAGGUUCAUCCUGCCUCUCCUACCUUUCCUUCCUCUCAAUCUCUCCUUCCCUUCUGUCCCGUUCUUCCUCUUCCCACCCCUCUUUCUUCCCCUCAACAAAUGACGAUGAGGAGGACGAGUUCCCGUUCGUCCCCACCCUCAAUCAUAGCUUCGUUCUCCUUGGCACUCCUUGCCUUGUUCCCACCUCUCCUCCACAACCCUCUUCCUCCCAUCACUUCCUCUCUUCUCCGAAUCCCUUCUCUUCCUCCCCUCCAGGUGACGAGGAGAACGAGUUUGGGCUCAACCAGAGGGCGGGCGCUGCUGAUGUGGCGCUGGCAAUCAUUGCGCAGGCGCAUGCUUCCUGGCAGCUUCUCACCGAGGACAGCCCGCCGUGUCUCUCCCCCUGGAGCCCCAUCAACCUCGUGCUCUCCGCGCCCAAGUCCCCCCUCUCUCCCCUUCCCCCAACCAGCACCGUCCCCCGGUUUUCCGGGACUCUGGAUAUUGACGACGCCGCUGACGUGGAUCUGCGCAGCAGCAGCGGCGGGGAAGGGCGGGGAGGGGGAAGCGCUGGAGACACGUUAAGCUGGCUGGUGCCAGCAUUCCUCGCCGCAUCGCUGCUCACUGCCUUCCUCCUGCUGCUGCUCAUCGUUAGCCUCUCUGCCUCCGCCAAGGCAAAUCUGCAGGCCAACAGCGUCAACAGCGUCUUCUUCUGUGCCUUCCAUGUCAGUCAGCUGCCCUUCUUGCCAGUCAGCUGCCCUUCUUGCCAGUCAGCUGCCCUUCUUGCCAGUCAGCUGCCCUUCUUGCCAGUCAGCUGCCCUUCUUGCCAGUCAGCUGCCCUUCUUGCCAGUCAGCUGCCCUUCUUGCCAGCUAUGUCGACGUUUUCCAACACAGGGGCGGCACUGCUGAACGAUAACCUAAUGGGGUUCGUGAGGGCGCCAGCUCUGGUCAUCGUCACGUCGGUCUUCAUUCUCAUUGGCAAUACCAUCAUGUACCCGCCCACGCUGCGAGCCCUCCUGCUUCUGCUCCGGCACUUCUCACGAGGAGAGAAAAGGUUCGUCUACUCCUACCUUCUCGUGCACCCACGCAAGUGCUACACGCACCUCUUCCCACCGCGCUCCACCGUGAUGCUCGUGCUAACAGUGCUCGCGUUCAAUCUCACGGAGUUUGUCUUCUUCUGUGCCACUGACUGGACCUCGCCUGCCAUUGACGGCUUCACCAGUGAGUUGCAUGUGGACUGCGGGCGGGACCAAGGCAAGUUCUGUUCCAAGUCCCUGCGAAUGAGUGAGAACUUGUGGGAUGGGGAGGGGUGUGGGGGAUGGGGAGGGGUGUGGGGGAUGGGGAGGGGUGUAGGGGACGAGGCAGACGUCAAGGGAGCAGAGGGAGGUUCAAGGGAGCAGAGAGAGGUGUAUGACGACGAGGACAUUGGGGUGUUCUGGCAAGAUCUGCAGGGGGGGGUGUUGGACCACGGGGUGUUCACCCAGGGCAGAGGGCUGCUCCUGCGCGAUUCAGCGAUGCUCUUCAUGGCUCUGCUGGUGAUCUGCCUCAUAGAGAGCGCCAACAUCACCAACGACAUCUCCAACUUCAACAUCUUUAACAUCGCCUUUGAGCUCAUCAGUGGAUACGGCAAUGUGGGUCUCUCCCUGGGCUACACCUGUCCACCUGAAGCUGGCCCCAGCUGUGUCUCCCCUCCUUACAGCUUCUCUGGCGUGUGGGGCCCUUGGUCGAAGCUGGUGCUCGUGCUCAUGAUGCGGCUCGGAGUUUUUCUCUUAGAUGACUCGGAACAAAGUCAUGUUUCUCUCUCCUUUCCACGUACCCCUUUUGCUCCCCACAGGCGUGUGGAGCCCUUGGUCCAAGCUGGUGCUCGUGCUCGUGAUGCUGCUGGGUGUGUGUGGAGCCCUUGGUCCAAGCUGGUUCUCGUGCUGGUAAUGCUGCUGGGCCGCCACAGAGGCCUGCCUGACAACAUCGACGCUGCCAUCUCCCUCCCCAACCGCAACCAGUUCAUUCCUGAACCACCUGCACUGCCUGCCCCACCUUCUGCAUCUGCUGUAUCUGCCGUCCCUGUUGUCGCACCUUGCAUGCGUUCCACGUGUGCACCAAGGUGA